Dreissena polymorpha is the source of this 6905-nucleotide messenger RNA. Its product is annotated as ribonuclease 3-like. The record is from RefSeq and is a predicted model, not a curated record. Gene Ontology annotation, cellular component: nucleus. Gene Ontology annotation, molecular function: double-stranded RNA binding; ribonuclease III activity. Gene Ontology annotation, biological process: rRNA processing; pre-miRNA processing; primary miRNA processing. Lineage: Eukaryota; Metazoa; Mollusca; Bivalvia; Myida; Dreissenidae. Bases 528 to 5333 code for a protein of 1601 amino acids. The transcript is spliced from 30 exons.
GGUCAGAGGUCAAAUAUAUGUGGCCCAAAUCGCUUAUUUUAUGAAUACUUUUGCAAUAUUGAAGAUAGCAACUUGAUAUUUGGCAUGCAUGUGUAUCUUAUGGAGCUGCACAUUUUGAGUGUUGAAAGGUCAAGGUCAUCCUUCAAGGUCAGAGGUCAAAUAUAUGUGGCCCAAAUCGCUUAUUUUAUGAAUACUUUUGCAAUAUUGAAGAUAGCAACUUGAUAUUUGGCAUGCAUGUGUAUCUCAUGGAGCUGCACAUUUUGAGUGGUGAAAGGUCAAGGUCAAGGUCAUCCUUCAAGGUCAGAGGUCAAAUAUAUGUGGCCCAAAUCGCUUAUUUUAUGAAUACUUUUGCAAUAUUGAAGAUAGCAACUUGAUAUUUGGCAUGCAUGUGUAUCUCAUGGAGCUGCACAUUUUGAGUGGUGAAAGGUCAAGGUCACCCUUCACAAGGUCAAGGUCAUCCUUCACAAGGUCAAGGUCAUAUAUAGGGGGACAUUGUGUUUCACAAACACAUCUUGUUACAUUAAUGUAUGGAUCAUGUUCUUAUGAGUGAGAAUUUAAACAACAAUAUUGACUUGGAAGAUGGAGAAGUUCACAGUCCAAAUGAAGUGGAGGAAGGAGAGUUCUUGGAACCCAAAGAAAGACUGAGAAAAAGUUCAAAACAUUCAAGAUCGCAUUCAAGGAAACACAAAAGGAAACAUUCAAAGGAACAUUCAGACUUGGAUGAGUUUGAGUUAGAUUAUGUUGACAAGUACCGUAUCAUGGAAACUCAACAUGAACUGUCGAGGGAGUCCUUGAGGAGACAAAGGGAAAUGGAGAUUUAUAAAUAUGAGAAAGCUAAAAUGAAAGAGGCAUUGAAAGAAAGGGCUUAUUACGAAUAUGAACGAGCUAAACUUGAAGCUGCCAUGAAAGAGAAAGCUAUGCGGAGGGCUAUUCGAGAAAAGGCUUAUCGUGAUGCCGUGAAAGAACAGGCCUACAAGGAUGCUUUGAAGAAGAAAGCAUAUAUGGACGACAUGGAAGAGAAAGCCAUGAGGGAUGCCAUGAAAGAAAGAGCUUACAGAAAGGCUUUGAAAGAGAAAGCCUACCAAGAGUCAAUGAGAGAACGGGAAAUCUUUGGAAAAUCAGGUUCAAGUAUUGAGUAUGGUGCAAGUGGUGCAGUGUUAAUGGAUGACAGCGAUACGUUUAGUGUGAUGUCCGACUAUAGUAUGAAGUCGGAUCGUAGGGAGCGGGCCCUGUCGGAUCAGGGUCGUAGGGUGCAAAGGGGACUCAGUGGGGCCAUUCUGGUUGAGGAAAGAUCACCGGAGAGGACCCUUAGCUAUAGGGAUGUUUAUCCUGAAGAAUUUGAUGGAGCUCGAGUGAAAGUGGGCAGAAGUGGAGCAAUUUUAAAGGAUGACAUAGAAGAAAGAGGUUUUGGGAGUAUGUCUGGGGAGAGAAUUGUUCGCGGUCGAAGUGGGGCUGUUUUGAGGGAAGAUACGGCAGAUGAAGGUGGGAAGAUAGUUAGGGGUCGCAGUGGUGCUAUCUUAAUGGAAGAUAACGACGAACAUGGGGAUUUUAUUGCAAAAAGAAGUGAUGCAAGAUUGGGUAUUGGAAGGACAGGCUCUGUUUUGCGAGAGGAGAUGCCAGGGGCAAAGAUAGCUCGAGGCGCCAGCGGGGCUAUACUUUUGGAGGACCGUGAGGACGAGAAGGGCUGGGUCGAGAUGGGAAAAACUGGAGCCAUAUUACGGGAUGACCGUUCUGACUUGACCGAUGCUCCAGCCCCUAGGUACAUGGAAGAACGGCAACAUCCGUUCAAGAAAUUCCCACCAAGAGGAAACAUGCCACCAGGAGAACCUAGCUGGGGUAGCGCACCAAUGGGCACAAGAGGCCGGGGGUCAUUCAGGGGUCAAGGUCGGGGCAGAGGUCGAGGUCAAGGUGAACUGCGGAGCCCCAUGCCUGUACAUGCCCCAGAUGCUGACGAUGCUUCACGUUCUAGCAGGAUCGGAUCCAACUUCUACAGAUGGAAUGAUGGCGCUGUGCAAAAUAAAACCUCAGAUGUGCGUGUUGGAAGGGAGAGAACUCCUGAGAAAAUUGACGCCUUUGCCCCUCAAAAACCUAAAUGGAAACCAAAGGAGGAGGACGUGAGGUUACAGCAGUGUGUGCGAGCUGGGUCUGCAGUUUCCGAGGAAAGCAGCGAAGGCACGGGAGUUACAGCAUGGGUGAGAUGCUCGGCCGCUGACCUCUACUUCAUAAGGGACAGACAGACUUGCAACAUGAUGACGACUCAGCGAAUGCGCGACCUUGAGACCACGUUUAACGAUGACCUUGUUCAGCGAGCCAGAAAGGUCAAGGCCACCCAGGAACCUUACAAGAUGGAACGACAGACGAGGCCGAGUUGGAAGAACGUGAACAAAUGUGCCAAAGGUUUAUGUGGUCAUGCAGUCUGCCAGAACAACAACGCCAACAAUUCGGAGGGAAGUGACAGCGACAUCAGCAGCAGUAGCAGCAGUGACUCCGAUGAUGCUGAAGAGGGUCCAAACAAGGAACUUCAGUUCAAGAUUAACCAUCCGUACAGGAUGCACAAGGAGAUCUGGUACAAUGAGCCUAAAGAGCUCAAUGAUGGACCACUGUGUCGAUGCAGCCUGAAGGCUCGUAGAUUUGGAAUACGCCACGACAUUUACCCUGGGGAGGAGCCCAUUCCCAGGUGUGAUGUGAACAGUAACAAUCUGGACCGACUGCACCAUUACAAGAUCACCAUCUCUCCAACUACAAACUUUGUGAGCAAUCAUCCAACAGUGAUCAUGUUUGAUGGACAUGAAUACAAGUUUGAAGGAUUUUCAAUAUUUGCGCACGAGAAAUUACCACCGAUUCCAGAGCUGCAGAUCAUCCGCUUCAACAUUGUGUAUACUCUGCACUUGGUAGAGGAACCUGUACCAGAGAAUUUCUCUGUGCGAAGCCUUGACCUGCUGAGUGAGUACAUAUUUGAUGAGAUUUUGGAGCUGGUUGACAUAGAUUGGAAGGGCCAGGGUGCCACCGAUGAACACUGCAGGAGAUUCCAUGUCAUGCCCAGGUUUUCCCGUCCAUUUCCUGAGAAUGGUAAAGAGUUGCUGUCCAUGAACGACCUGCUGCUGUACUUGCUGAAAGUGUCCAAGCCGCUUGUGAACAAGACUGAUCUCCCCUUUCUGCUCUCCCUGGACAACACAGAGUGGAACAAGUUCGUCGACAGCUUCAGACACGUCAUUGUCACAUGGCCUGGCAUGAGGCCGAGUUCACUGCGUAUUGACCAGCUGGACCGUACAGACUGCAAGAAGGACACCAGCGGUAAGACGUUCCCUGACAUUGUCCACCACGGCCUGAGACCGGCCCAGCUAAGCUAUGCAGGAGACCCACAGUACAAGAAGACGUUCCGAGCAUACAUGAAGUUCCGGCACAUUCUGCACACGAGGGCAAAGGUCACAGAGAAAGACAAGGAGAAGCUGGAGGAGUUUGAAACAGAGUUGGAGAAAAUACGAUCAAAAUACUCACUGAAAAGAGAAGUGACUGUGGACAUUGACAGUGAAGGCUUUAUCCUCACAGGUAUCAGAGCAGACAUCUGCCAGCAUGCCUUGUUGCUGCCUGUGCUGUUCAACCACAUCCGCUUCCACAACUGCCUGAAGGUCCUACAAGCAAACAUUGGAUACCAGUUCAAGGACAUCUCACUUCUACAGUUGGCAAUGACACACAGUUCUUACAAGAUCAACUAUGGGAACAACAUUGACCAUGGCCGCAAUGCGCUGUCCAACUGCGGUGCUCGACAGAUUGAGUUUGGUGACUCCACCGUGCACUUUCAGCACACGAGAAAGAGAGGACUGAACAUGCUGAUGAGGAUUAUGUCCAGGUUUGGUAAGAAGGAGGAGGUCAAGUCAGACAUCCCACACAACGAACGCCUCGAGUACUUGGGCGAUGCAGUCGUGGAAUUCAUUUCUAGUACCCACCUAUAUCGGAUGCUGCAAGAUGCGUCAGAGGGACCCCUGACAAUCUACAGAGGAUGUCUUGUGCAGAACGCCCACCUGGCCAUUCUAGCAGAUCGUCUAAGACUUCAAGACUUUAUGCUGUAUGCACACGGCACAGACCUUUGUCACACCAGCACGCUUAACCAUGCCAUGGCCAACUGCUUUGAAGCUUUAAUGGGUGCCCUGUACCUGGAUGGUGGUAUAGAGCUCCCAGACCGUGUGUUCUCUGACACCCUAUGGAAGGGGGAGCCAGAGCUGCACGAGAUCUGGACCAACACCCCGCCCCACCCCCUCGUGGCCGAGGAACCUGACGGGGACAGGCACUGGAUCAAACAGAGUCCUGUACUGCAGAGCCUUGUUCAGUUCGAGGAGGAGAUGGGGUACGAGUUUAGACACAUCCGUCUGCUGGCCAGGGCCUUGACUAUGAAGAGUAUCGGCUUCAAUAACCUCACACUGGGCAAUAACCAGCGUAUGGAGUACCUAGGGGACACGAUAAUGCAGCUGAUUGUCACUGACUACCUGUACAGGCACUUCCCAGACCACCACGAGGGACAUCUAUCGCUGCUGCGUAGUUCUAUAGUUAGCAAUCGCACACAGUCCAUCGUGUCAGACGAGCUCGGACUCAGCUCCUACCUGGUCAAGCAGCAGAACGUGAAGCGCACUGGCGUGAAACCCAAGGACCAACCCAACUACACCCUCAAGAUGAAGGAGAGAGCGGACUUGCUUGAAGCCCUGCUUGGUGCCAUGUUUGUGGAUGGAGGUAUCGCUCCUUGCAGGGUGCUAUGUGAGGUCUGCUUCUUCCCUAGACUCGAGAAAUUCAUCCUGAACCAGGACUGGAAUGACCCGAAGUCACACCUGCAACAGUGCUGCCUCACUUUGAGAAAUGUGGAGGACGAGACGCCAGAUAUACCCAUAUAUAAGGUUAUCAAUCAGAGUGGUCCGUCCAACCUGCGCCGCUACAAGGUGGCGGUGUAUUUCCGUGAGAAGCGUCUCGCUAUUGGUGAAGGAGGCAGCAUACAACAGGCUGAGAUGGACGCUGCAAACAAGGCCCUAGAGUCACCAGAUCUGGCAGAUAAGAACAACAUGAAGAUCAGAUAUGGCCGCAAAGGCAUGAAGCAACCGCCAGGCAGACAGCCUUGGAAUUCGUCCUGGAAACAGAACCAACAUACCGGACAACCAUUCAGGAACAAGGGGGGUCAGGUCCAACGUCAAAACAGACCACGGCCUGGUCAACCAAUCAAGAAUAAGGGGGGUCAGGUUCCACAUCUGGGGGGACAACAGCCUGUACCACCAUUGGCUGGUCCAUCGAACCAGGACGAUCAGAUCUCACAGCCUGAAGGGCAGCAGAUUGUACCACCACAGGCUUGAGGGCACUUUGUUUCUAUGGGAACUAGCAUUUGUUAUACUGUGUAUGCAUAAAGAUAAGCGUUUCCUUUGUUAGAUUGAUAAAUAGAUGGAAUUCACCAUCUUAACUAUAAGAACAAAUACUUUCUUAAGCUGACACACUGUUGCAAAAAGUGCCUAAAACUUUUUUGUAUAAAACAGACAUUAAGCAUUUAAGACAGUUUGUUGUAAUGGCAACAAAUAUUGCAGAAUCAAGUAUCUAUCAUCUUUACUUUAUAAAGAAAUGCUGUGUUCUCCUGCCAAUCGUAUCAUUUGGUGGCAACUGCCUUGUGGCAGAUUUGAACAUAAUUGCAGUUGUAGCAUGAAAUAAUAACUCUUUAUUUAGGGCUUGAAAUUACUGCAAAAUAUCCCGUGAAUAUGUCGUCUAUGCUGGUUACAACCCAGUAUCUGAUCAUACUUAGGCAUAUUGUUUACACUCUGACAAUACAGUACCUCCCAAAACUUAAAAUAUUAUGCGCCGUUUUCAAACCAUCUCUGUACUAACUUCUACUGCAAGAGGACUGAAGUUUACAUCGCAUACCUGAUAUCAAAAUCAUGUAAACAUGGCUGACGUCACCUGAGUAGCACAUUGUGACAAUGGUUAAAAUCAUGGUUAAAUGUAUAAACAUUUCAGACAUGGGACUCAAAAACUGUGACCAAUAGCAAUAGGCACUGAAGGGGGUAUAGUGGUUUUUGUUCAGAAGAGACUGUAAUUGAAAGAAUAAUUGCAUAAGAGUGUUAAGUGCCAUCUUUCAUUAGACUGUGCGUAUUUCAAUGGCUAAUCUGGGACACUAAAAACAUGUAUUAAAGGGACUGUCAACCACAAAUACCCAAAAAAGAAAAGUCCUAAAAUACCAUAUUUUUUACAAUUAUUAGCAUAUAUUGAUUAAAAUAUCAUGACUGGUAUAUAACAUUGCUUGAAAAAAGUUCAUAUUUUCAGUAUAUUCGGUAAUACAAUUUCAAGAUGUGAAAUCGAAAGUACAUCGCGAAAAUAAGUGACAUAACGAUCUACACACUAUAAAUAACGCAAUUAGAUUGAUAAUCAAUAUAUUAAAUAAAUACAAUUCACUACGCAUGCACAAUGUGCAUUCCUUGGUUAACCACGUGACAAUAAUGAUCAAUCUUUCGUUAUUUAUAGUUAACUGGUAGUUUACCUGGUAGACAUACCCAGUAAAAUUUAUUACCGAAUAUACAGAAAAUAUGAAAACUUGACAACUUUUUUCAAGUAAUCUUAUAUUCCAGCCGUGAUAUUUUUAUAAAUAUAAACGUAUCAUUGUAAAAAAAUACGGUAUUUUAGAACUUUUCUUUUUUGGUCAUUCGUGAUUGACAGUCCCUUUAAACCCUGCUUUCACAGAAUGUUGCUCGUUUAUUUUAGCUUGCAUACAAUCAGAAUAUGCUAAUGCAUAAAUGUGCUAUAUUCUGUCAGUAUAGAUACAUAUUUUGUGUCUUUGUGCUGUUUCUGCAUAGAAUGGGAUUGAAUGAUUUCGGUUUAUUCAGUUGUGUAUGUUAUGUGUUUGUGAUAGACCAAUUCCUAUCAAUAAACGUCUGUAAUUGAAA